GGCGGCUCCGAGUCUGGCUACGCGCGCGUUCGGCCAGGAAGGCUCUUUGUCACAUCAGUCCUCCCUCCAGAAAGGGAAACUUUGCCUAAGCCAAUUUGGGCAGAGUGGGUCUUCUGAGAGAAAAACAAGAUUCUCUCUCCAUUAUUGGGGAGUACUGACUGAUGCCUUAUUGCCUGCUCUUUCACAAUGAAAGCCAUGGAGGAUCAAGUGGUGCAAGAAGAACUAGGGUACCAGGAUGAUGAGGAAUCCUUGUUUCAGGAUAUUGACCUGUUACAGAAACAUGGAAUUAAUGUGGCUGAUAUUAAAAAGCUGAAGUCCGUGGGAAUCUGUACCGUCAAAGGGAUCCAGAUGACAACAAGGCGGGCAUUGUGCAAUGUGAAAGGGCUUUCAGAGGCUAAAGUGGACAAGAUCAAAGAAGCAGCCAACAAGCUAAUUGAACCAGGAUUCUUGACUGCCUUUGAGUACAGCGAGAAAAGGAAGAUGGUGUUCCAUAUCACCACUGGGAGCCAGGAAUUUGAUAAACUAUUGGGUGGUGGGAUUGAAAGCAUGGCAAUCACAGAGGCCUUUGGAGAAUUCCGAACAGGCAAAACCCAGCUUGCCCACACCCUUUGUGUGACAGCUCAGCUUCCAGGAGCAGAUCGCUACACAGGAGGAAAAAUUAUCUUCAUUGAUACUGAAAACACUUUCCGUCCAGAUCGUCUUCGUGACAUCGCUGAUCGCUUCAAUGUAGACCAUGAUGCAGUGCUUGACAAUGUGCUGUAUGCACGAGCAUAUACCAGUGAACAUCAGAUGGAGUUGCUUGACUAUGUAGCAGCCAAAUUCCAUGAGGAAGCUGGCAUCUUCAAGCUAUUGAUCAUUGACUCCAUAAUGGCACUCUUCCGUGUAGAUUUCAGUGGCCGUGGGGAGCUGGCUGAACGGCAACAGAAACUUGCUCAGAUGCUAUCAAGGCUCCAGAAAAUCUCAGAAGAAUAUAAUGUGGCUGUGUUUGUGUCCAAUCAGAUGACUGCUGAUCCAGGAGCAACUAUGACUUUUCAGGCAGACCCUAAGAAGCCCAUUGGCGGCCACAUCCUUGCUCAUGCUUCAACUACAAGAAUUAGUUUGCGGAAGGGAAGGGGGGAGUUGCGUAUUGCCAAGAUAUAUGACAGCCCUGAGAUGCCUGAAAAUGAAGCUACGUUUGCAAUAACUGCUGGAGGGAUUGGGGAUGCCAAAGAGUAGAUGGAAAACUGAUGCAAAUCUCCAUUUGAAAACAGCCCAUGCACCUCAGAUGAAGCCAUGGUAUCCAAAGUCUGACUCCUUGGUUACUUAGUGUUUUUCAUGCACAGUUUGGAAAGUUUAGAAUUAGAAGAAUGCUGGGAAGAGCUUUUUAGGUAUCAUAUUUCAAAAAUCUUAACAGUUCCUGGUUCACCUUAGUGCUAUUUUAAAAUGAUCUUUCAAGCAGCCAGAAGUUGAAAAAGCACAGAAAUGUGACUUAUUCAAGGAAUACCUUCCUUGUGGUUCAGGAGAAGCAAAGCUGUUUUGUCAUAUGGGCUUAAUGUGCACUUUUUAUAAUUUCUUGGGAAAGGAAUGUCUGGAAUAGAAUAUAAUGGCAUGGAAUGGAACAGCAUUGAAACACAGUUUUUAAAAAAUAAUGAGUAACUAGUAGACAGAGGGAAAGUGCAGUGAAAGAGAGAUAAGAAUAGGUGAACUUGCUAAUGUUUCAUUGACAGUAGAGGAAUGAUAGUUGCUUGAAAAGAUUUUUAGAAAUCUUGAUUAGAUUAUUUAUUUGUUUUUAAAGUGCCUGUAUUUCUGUUUUGGAAUAUUUAAAGCUGUUGUCUAUUUUUUAUAUCUAUGAAAAAUGCUAAAUUAAAACAUCUCUCUUCUUUAUGCUUGUGUGCAAUACAGCCAACACAUGGUUUGAGUGAAACCCUGGUUCUGUGAGUAGUCUCGCUGAUUUUGUUGUGAAAAUUUGCAUGAGUAAACUAAUGAGAUAUAGCCUAACAUUAUAC
Terrapene triunguis (Three-toed box turtle) is the source of this 1985-nucleotide messenger RNA. RefSeq names its product DNA meiotic recombinase 1 (gene DMC1). Gene Ontology annotation, biological process: reciprocal meiotic recombination; DNA strand invasion; DNA recombinase assembly. The coding region runs from base 187 to 1215 and encodes 342 amino acids. The record is from RefSeq and is a predicted model, not a curated record. The transcript has 16 exons. NCBI's taxonomy places the organism in Eukaryota, Metazoa, Chordata, Testudines, Emydidae. Gene Ontology annotation, molecular function: ATP hydrolysis activity; double-stranded DNA binding; DNA strand exchange activity. Gene Ontology annotation, cellular component: condensed nuclear chromosome; nucleus.